Betta splendens (Siamese fighting fish) is the source of this 2261-nucleotide messenger RNA. It is a transcript of the gene hcls1, whose product is annotated as hematopoietic cell-specific Lyn substrate 1. The transcript is spliced from 17 exons. NCBI's taxonomy places the organism in Eukaryota, Metazoa, Chordata, Actinopteri, Anabantiformes, Osphronemidae. Gene Ontology annotation, molecular function: actin filament binding. Bases 173 to 2029 code for a protein of 618 amino acids. The record is from RefSeq and is a predicted model, not a curated record. Gene Ontology annotation, biological process: regulation of actin filament polymerization. Gene Ontology annotation, cellular component: plasma membrane; cortical actin cytoskeleton; site of polarized growth.
UUCGGGAUACACGGGCGGGCGUUCACGCGGCGCCGCGCGCUCGUUCGCGUGACGCCCAUCACUGACACAACCUGUAUGAAGGGUCGGAGGAGCGACAGCAGCAGAGACCCGGCCCUGGACUUGGACCUUGACCUUGACCUGCACACGGACGCGGUGACCUGGCAGCUGGAAGAUGUGGAAGUCGGUCGUGGGCCACAAUGUGAGCGUGAAGGUGGCUGCGGAGGGCGACGACUGGGAGACGGACCCGGACUUUGAGAACGAUGUGUCGGAGCAGGAGCAGAGGUGGGGGGCCAAGACCAUCGAGGGCUCGGGGCGCAAGGAGCACAUCAGUGUUGCAGAGCUCAGGAACUCGGUGGCGGUGGAGCACGAGCAGGUGAAGCAGAAGGAGCACGUUCCCAAAGCUUCCUACGGGUACGGGGGGAGGUUCGGGGUGGAGAAGGACCGCAUGGACAAGGCGGCUCUGGGUCAUGACUACGUGGCGCAGGUUGAGCAGCACUCGUCCCAGAAGGACGCGGCGAAAGGGUUUGGAGGGAAGUUCGGCGUUCAGUCGGACCGCGUUGAUCGGUCGGCUGUGGGCUUCGAUUACAAAGAGCAGGUGCAGCAGCACGCGUCUCAGAAAGAUUACUCCAAGGGGUUUGGAGGACGGUACGGAGUGGAGAAGGAGAAGGUGGACAAGGCUGCUCUGGGGUACGACUACAAAGGUGAAACCGAGAAGCACCAGUCGCAGAAAGAUUACGCCAAAGGAUUCGGAGGAAAGUACGGCGUGGAGAAGGAGAAGAUGGACAAGGCUGCUGUGGGGUACGACUAUAGGGUAGAAACAGAGAAGCAUCAGUCACAGAAAGAUUAUGCAAAGGGAUUCGGAGGAAAGUACGGGGUGGAGAAGGAGAAGGUGGACAAAGCUGCUCUGGGGUACGACUAUAAAGGUGAAACAGAGAAGCAUCAGUCGCAGAAAGAUUACGCCAAGGGAUUCGGAGGAAAGUACGGGGUGGAGAAGGAGAAGGUGGACAAAGCUGCUCUGGGGUACGACUAUAAAGGUGAAACAGAGAAACAUCAGUCACAAAAAGAUUAUGCAGCAGGGUUUGGAGGUCGUUAUGGAGUACAGAAGGAUCGCAUGGAUAAGAGUGCUGCUGACUUCUCAGACAUGGACUCUCCAUCCUCUGCUUAUGAGAAGACCAACCCAGUGGAGGCCUCGUGUGCCGGUGCAGGAAAGCUGAAGGCGCGCUUCGAGAGCAUGGCCAAGGCGUCCGAUGACGAGAAACGGAAGAAGGUUGAAGAAGAGCGAGCGAGGAGACAGGCCAAAGAGGGCCGGGAGCGAGAGGAAGCCAGGCGCCAGCAGCAGGAACAGAGCAGCCGACGGGAGGGACCGCUGCCUGUCCCAGAUGUGGAGUCAAAAUAUAAAAUGCCGCCACCAGACGUGUACUACAACAUGCCAGAGACACAAGAACCAGAACCGCAGCCAGAGGAUGAAGCAGAAGUCCCCCCAGACCUGCCUCCGCGCUCAGGGGACCUAUAUGACACCGACGCUCCACCGUUACCUCACAGAUCAGUAGAGGUGCAGGAGGAUGAAGGGGAAUAUGAGGACAUCGCUGAAGCGCCUCCUCUUCCUCACAGAUCAGCAGAGGAGGACGAAGGGGACUACGAGGACAUCGCUGAAGCUCCUCCUCUUCCUCACAGAUCAGCAGAGGAGGACGAAGGGGACUACGAGGACAUCGCUGAAGCUCCUCCUCUUCCUCACAGAUCAGCAGAGGUGGAGGAGGAUGGAGGGGAUUAUGACGACAUCACUGAAGCUCCUCCUCCCCCCCAUGUGGAGGCAGAUGUGGAAAACGACUAUGAAGACCUGACAAAGGGCGUGACGGCAAGAGCGAUUUAUGACUAUCAGGGAGAGGCAGACGAUGAGAUCUCCUUCAACCCAGAUGACAUCAUCACCAACAUAGAGAUGAUUGAUGAAGGCUGGUGGAGGGGGCAGUGUAACGGGAGCGUCGGACUGUUCCCAGCCGCUUAUGUGCAGCUGCAGGCAAAGUUGGGCUGAAGCAUCUUUGCACAAUCGUCACUUAUUCAACAUCCUGGCAAUGUUUGGUCAGCACAUGAAAUAUCUGUAGCACGUUUACAAAGCCAAUCAAAUCUGCACCAUCACUGCUUCUGAUUUCAAUCCUUUCACUGUAUAAUAUCUCAUGCAAACAGUAAAGCUUUAAGGGUGUCUUAGUAUUAGCAAGGUAUUAAAUCUGAUAAUUCAAAUCAAUCAAUAAACUAUUCUGAGCAUA